UUUAAGGUUAUGUUAUUGAGACCCAAAGCAAUAUCGGUUUUCAUCGCGAAACAACAAAUCAAAUCAUAUAACUUUAUUAUAAUAUUUCUUACGCAUAAUGACAACAAUUUGCAAGUAUUGCAACGAGCCAGAGAACAAGCAAUACCGGCCCGGCCUGAUCUGUGAUACUUGUAUAUGUUUCGUACAUUUGACUUGUUUACGACGGCAAGGUACGCCGGGAGACUUAGCUUGCGAUGUUUUCUUCGAUUUCACUUGUGGGGAAUGCUCUCCGAAUAAUAAGGAAGUGUUUUCAAGGAACAGAUUUCCAUGGGUGAGUGUGAUCCUGCUGACGCUACACCAUCUAACCACUAAUGCAUACGGCAUCAGCAACCACGGAUUCUUCCACUACAAGACACACAUCUGUUCCUUCAUUGACCGUAACUGGGGCAUACUGUUUGAUCCACAAUUCAAACAGAAAAAGAACUGGGUAGGCACUAUAGCUGGCUCCCUCUCAGUGUACAGCAAUAUCAUCUUUCGCUCCGGCUCAGCCAUAUUAGGGGAGACGGGCUGGUGGCAGUUGCAGCAUGCAUUCUCUCCAGCUGUCGCUUCACAUAUCAUCCAGGAAUUAGCCAGAGACAAACCAAAAGGAAGGCCUCGAGGGCAGGUGGCUCUAGACAUUACGGUGUUCUCUGAGAAGGUCAUCGAAAUGGGCUACAAAGAAUACCUAAGAACCGAGGAACCUCAGCUCCUCAUCGAGAGGCCGGCCAAGCAACGUAAAUUAGACCUCGACUACGGGACCAGUUUCUACGACCAACUCGAAUCUGACUCCAGGCAGUCGGUGGUAGAGGAGGCUACCGAAGGAUCGUGCUCGGAUGACGCGCGGCUCGACUUCGUACAGCGCUACGUACCCCCGAGCGACUCAUCAAGCGUGCACUCCCUCCCUGCGCAUCAGACGAUCUACUACGAUUCGGACUCUCGCAGCGUCUCCCCAUACAGACCCGAGCCGCAGCCCGAGCCACCCGAGCCUGAGGAAAAACCCGAGAAAAAGAAGGUUGAGGAGAGGCGAGAACUGGCGAGGGAGUCGAUGUUUUCUAAACAGCCGAAUAGCUUGGAUUUGCCGUGGGUCGAGCAAGAAAAAUAUGAGAUACAAAAAGACCUAGUCGAGCUAACACAAUACGAAGAGGUCCAACUGCUCAAACAAGUUGAGAACCUGAUCCCCAAAGUGAAGGACCCCAGGAAAAGGGCCCAUCUCCACAGACUAAGGGCCAAACUGGCCCUUCGCCGUCUCAAAAGACAUAAGAGGCUGCCGGUCUUCGAUAUGGAUAAGGCUGUUAAAGUGCUGUCAGGCCAAGUGCCAGAAGAGGUUCAAGCUGUCACUAGCGUGGAACGAGUGCUCGACAGGUUCCAGAGAUCGUACCUCCACGACAACCUCUGCGGCACCAUCCUGGACACAACGUACGCGGUGACCGUGCUCUCCCACAUCGAGCCGUCGCCGUUCCGCUCCGCCUACACCAACGCCUUGCUCAAACCUUUCAUAAGAAGAGAUACUGAAAGUAAGCCCUUGUGGCUGAGACUGACUGAUGAACUGCUGAAAAAAGCCAACAGAAAAGUCCCAGAUUACAAACUACCGGCUCACGCAUCCAUCGACUAUUCCUACGUGCGUCCACACCACAUAGCGGCCGUCAACAAUCUGUGUGCGCAGUUCUUUUGGCCCGGCAUAGACUUGACCGAAGCGCUGGAAUACCCAGAAUUCAGCUGCGUAGUAACAUACAAACGACUUAUCAUCGGUUGCGCGUUCUUAGUGCCGGCCGACGUGGCUUACAUCUCCUUCAUAUUAGUGCGGCCGGAGUGGCGGAGGGCUGGUAUCGCGACCUUCAUGUUAUAUCACUUAUUACAGACAUGCACAGGCAAGGAUGUCACACUGCAUGUGUCGCCGACGAAUCCUUCCAUCUUCCUCUAUCAGAAAUUUGGAUUCAAAGUGGAGGAGCUAAUUCAGGAUUUCUACGAGAAAUACUAUGACAUCGACUACAAAGGUUGCCGCCACGCACUGUUCCUAAGACUUACUAGAUAAAUAAACGUAUUUUACUGA
Cydia pomonella (codling moth) is the source of this 2068-nucleotide messenger RNA. RefSeq names its product cysteine-rich protein 2-binding protein (gene Atac2). The transcript is spliced from 15 exons. NCBI's taxonomy places the organism in Eukaryota, Metazoa, Arthropoda, Insecta, Lepidoptera, Tortricidae. The coding region runs from base 98 to 2050 and encodes 650 amino acids. The record is from RefSeq and is a predicted model, not a curated record. Gene Ontology annotation, molecular function: acyltransferase activity, transferring groups other than amino-acyl groups.